Volvox carteri f. nagariensis is the source of this 1227-nucleotide messenger RNA. RefSeq lists its product as uncharacterized. The transcript has 11 exons. Lineage: Eukaryota; Viridiplantae; Chlorophyta; Chlorophyceae; Chlamydomonadales; Volvocaceae. The coding region runs from base 1 to 1227 and encodes 408 amino acids. The record is from RefSeq and is a predicted model, not a curated record.
AUGGCUCCGAAGAAGGAUGGAAAGAAGAAAGGGGGCAAAAAAGGGAAGAAGGGGAACAAGCCUGCCUGGAUGUCUGAUGGGCUCUGGGAGCUCAGCCAAAACCUUCAAAAGCUCUCAGAAUUCUACAGUGGAGAAAUCAAGGAUACAAAACUAAAGGAGGGCCAAGCACCGCCACCGAACAUCACACGGACCCAGGCCGGUAUGUUCAUUUGGCAGCUGCUGUUCCCCUCGAAUAAAGUAGCCAAGGCGAAGCGUGACGAGGCGGUCAAGUACGGCGUUGUGGAGACUUCGGUGAAGAUCCUGGCCAGCGGCAAGGUCCCCGACAUGACCCCCGCUCUGGGUAUUCUCGUGGCGAUGACCGGGGACAACCCCCUGCAGCGGGGGGUAAUGCUGGACACGAAACCCGCACCCCUGCCGCACGUCCUGGCGGCCUUGUCGGACGAGAGCGCGAGUCUGAGGGCGGCGUCGUGUGCGCUCCUCCGAGUAGUGUCUCGUGAGCAGGACUCCCGGCCCCGGCUGUGGCGGCUCAUGCGGGCGGAUUGGGACUGGAGACCCCUGGUGACGUGUCUGGAUCUCACGGAUAUGAGUCAGCUGGGAGGUCGCUCCGCCUGCUACGACGCGGCCGCUGUGAUGGAAGCAAUGUGCUGCGCGCCUGAACAGGACAUUGCCAACGGGGCUUGUACGGCACUCAUGAAUGCCGGUGCACCCGCACACAUGGUCAAGGUGCCCCCUUCAUGCACUCUUGAAGCCCAGGUCUACGCCAGCGCCGUAUGUCGACUGGUCAGUCUCGCGGAGGAGCAGCGCGGCGCGCUGGUGGAGGCGGCGGCGAUCAGGUACCUGCCGCCGCUGCUGGAGGCGAAGAACUCCGCUGCGCGGUGGAAUGCACGACAGGUAGUGAACCGCGCUCGUAAGGUGGCGGCACUGGACGGGGUGUUGAAGUCGCUGGUGCAGCUGUGUGCUGGACCGGAGGGGCCGCUACCGGACCUGGAGACUCUCAUAAAUUUGUCCAUGGCGCCGGAGCUCCUUCCCAAGCUGCAGCUGUACAAGGUGCCCGACUACGUGCACCAGGCCAAUGUGCCGCAGUCGCAUUUCGAGCGGCCGCUGCAGCCGCAGUCCAAUGCGGGGCUGCUGCAACACCAGGACUCCGUGGGUCGAAAGAAGGACGGAGGCGGUCUGGCGGCGGUAGUGGCCCGGGUCAAACCCCCGGCGCUCAAGUCCAAGACGUGA